Messenger RNA from Prunus armeniaca (apricot), 1017 nucleotides. Lineage: Eukaryota; Viridiplantae; Streptophyta; Magnoliopsida; Rosales; Rosaceae. The record is from the annotation of a GenBank genome assembly.
AUGGCAAUGGCAGGAGUAGGUGUAGGCUCAACCUCAACGACGUCGUUGCCGGAGGAGGAGAUAACACUGACAGUGAAGUGGAGCGGGAAGGAGUAUACGGUUCGCGUAUGCGGGGACGACACGGUGGGCGAGCUCAAGCGCCGAAUCUGCCAAGCCACCGACGUCUUGCCCAAACGUCAAAAGCUUCUCUACCCAAAAAUCCUCCCUUCAAAGCUCGCCGACGACGCCGUUUUUCUCUCCUCUCUCCCCUUCAAGUCCUCCCUCAAAAUGACCAUGAUUGGUACCACGGAGGAUGACAUUAUAGUGGAUCAAGUGGAGUCUCCAGACAUUGUUGAUGAUUUUGAGCUUCCCCAAGAUGAGGCUGUUGAAAUUAAAGAUAAACAUGGCAAUAAGCAGAAGUUGAGGAGGCGUAUAAGUCAGUACAAGAUUGAACUUCGGAAUCCAUGCCGGGAAGGAAAGAAACUGCUUGUGCUGGAUAUUGAUUAUACUCUAUUUGAUCACCGGUCCCCAGCAGAGAACCCACUUCAGCUUAUGCGGCCUUUUCUUCAUGAGUUUCUUGCAGCUGCCUAUGCUGAAUACGAUAUCAUGAUAUGGUCUGCAACCAGCAUGAAAUGGGUUGAAUUGAAGAUGGCUGAGCUUGGUGUACUCAGCAAUCCCAACUACAAAAUCACAGCUCUUCUAGACCAUUUAGCAAUGAUCACAGUUCAAUCAGAUUCCCGUGGGAUCUUUGAUUGCAAGCCGUUAGGCUUGAUCUGGGCUCAAUUCCCUGAGUUCUACAGUUCAAAAAACACUAUAAUGUUUGAUGAUCUGCGAAGGAAUUUUGUGAUGAACCCACAAAAUGGUUUAACCAUCAAGCCAUUCAAGAGGGCUCAUUCUAGCCGAGACAGUGAUCAGGAGCUUAGGAAACUCACAACAUACUUGCUUGCCAUUGCGGAACUUGAUGACUUGAGCAACCUUGAUCAUAAUAACUGGCAGUCAUUAAGUGAGGACAAUGUCAAAAGACGUCGGCAUCAAUGA